UGUUGUUAUCGGAUGUGUUUUGUCCGUAACUGAAAACGAUGGAUAAACCAAUUGCAAGUAUCCAUCCACCGUCACUAUUGGUGUAUCAGAUAAGUCUGAAACUUUCACUCAAAAAAUAGAUAUUCAUUCAUGAUCAGGUCAGGAUCAGGAUUGAGGAACCUAUUGACUUAGACAUGGAAGAAGACUCUGGAACACACACAGCAGCAAGCAGUUCAUCAGUUUCAGAGAGAAAUGGACCUCCGGUGGACGAUUGUUGCCCUAUCUGCUUCGGCUCCUUCUCCGCUCCUUGUCGUGGUCCUUGUGGCCACUGGUACUGUGGCGGUUGCAUCAUUGAGUACUGGAACCAUGUUGCAGCAUUUCGGCCCUGCAAAUGCCCUAUGUGCUCUAGACUGAUUACAAAGUUGACCCCCGAAGCAACUUUAUACCAGCAGCAGCAUGAUGAUAAUGAUGAUGCGGGGACACGCCAGAUUCUCAGGAGUGUUAGGCAGUAUAAUUGCCUUUUUGUUGGUGGUGCUUGUGGUUUCGUUCUGCAAGUUCUUCAGUUGCCCUUGUUUCUCAAGAGAUUAAUUCAAGCAAUGAUGGAUCCUGAUCGACCUGUUGCUUACCUUAGCAGAUUGCGUUUAGUUGCAGUGCUUCUUGGUGCUCUUUAUACGCUUAGUCCUUUUGACUUUCUCCCGAGAUGGCGGUACCUUGAUGCUAUAGACUUAUUCGAUUGCUCUGCUAUUGCUCUCUCAUUCGGCUUGUACUUUGUCGGCCUUUAUUCACGAAGACGACGCCUUAGACGUUUAAGGCAACUGGAUCCUGCCUCGCAUUUUGAAGUAGAUAUGUAACCACACUCGUUACAUUAUUACCUUUCCUUUCUUGUUGUAUUAUCAUGUAUCAUAUUCGUACGUUUAGUACGUUAACUUUAUUUGUACAGUAACUUUCCCCACAUGUAUGAUCUCAUGUUUUCAACAUAUUGUAUGUGGUGUUCCCUAAA
Molecule: messenger RNA, 979 nt
Organism: Helianthus annuus (common sunflower)
Lineage: Eukaryota; Viridiplantae; Streptophyta; Magnoliopsida; Asterales; Asteraceae
Product: E3 ubiquitin-protein ligase RNF170
Exons: 5
Coding region: 174-830 (218 amino acids)
Molecular function (GO): metal ion binding; ubiquitin protein ligase activity
Source: RefSeq, a predicted model, not a curated record